Messenger RNA from Hemisphaericaspora subhashii, 1128 nucleotides. It is a transcript of the gene PDR16, whose product is annotated as phosphatidylinositol transporter. The record is from RefSeq and is a predicted model, not a curated record. The coding region runs from base 1 to 1128 and encodes 375 amino acids. NCBI's taxonomy places the organism in Eukaryota, Fungi, Ascomycota, Pichiomycetes, Serinales, Debaryomycetaceae. Gene Ontology annotation, molecular function: phosphatidylinositol transfer activity. The transcript has a single exon.
AUGCUUUCUAAACUUAAAUUUAAACAUUCUUCUACUUCAAAUGAAGCGACAGUACAAUCACCUUCAUCAUCUAUAGAUUCAACCCAAGAAUCUUUAGCAACAACAUUAGUAGAAGAAAAGGUAUUACUUACUACUACUGCUGAGAAAAUAUAUAUACCAUUUUCACAACCAUCUUCAACUCAUUCUCAUAUUCCUAAGGAACAAGAAUUAACUGAGGAACAACAAAUAAAAUAUAAAACAGUAUUAACUCAUUUUCAACAACAAUCUUUAGCAAUUGCAAUUACAGAAGAAUCUCAAAAACAUAAACAUAAUUUACAAGAUUUUAAACCGUUAACAGAAGCGGAAAAAUCAUGGCUUACAAGAGAAUGUUUUUUAAGAUAUUUACGCGCUACUAAAUGGCAUGAACAAGAAGCUAUCGAAAGAAUUGAAUUAACUUUAGCUUGGAGAAGAGAAUUUGGUAUUGAUAAGGCAUUUGAAAUUGAUAAUAUUGUCAAUUCUAAUUUAUGUUCUCCUGAAAAUGAAACUGGUAAAGAAGUUAUAUUAGGUUAUGAUAAUGAUUCAAGACCUUGUCUUUAUUUAAAACCAGGUAGACAAAAUACAAAGACAUCGCAAAGACAAGUACAACAUUUAGUUUAUAUGUUAGAAAGGGUGAUCGAUUAUAUGCCAUCUGGUCAAGAUUCAUUAGCUUUAUUGAUUGAUUUUAAAGCACAUCCAAUUGGAACUCAAGGUGGUAAAAUACCACCAAUUGGUAUUGGUAGACAAGUUUUACAUAUUUUACAAACUCAUUAUCCAGAAAGAUUAGGUAAAGCUUUAUUAACUAAUAUUCCUUGGUUAGGUUGGACUUUUUUAAAAUUAAUCCAUCCAUUUAUUGAUCCUUUAACAAGAGAAAAAUUGGUAUUUGAUCAACCAUUUGUAGAUUAUGUCCCUAGAGAACAAUUAGAUAUGGAUUUUAAGGGGGAUGUUAAUUUUGAAUAUGAUCAUGAUAAAUAUUGGAAUAAAAUGGUCCAAAUUGCUGAUGAAAAGAAACAUAAAUAUUAUGAAAGAUUUGAAUUGUUUGGUAAAAAGAUUGGUCUUUCUGAAGUUGAUUUAAGAGGUGAACAUGAUGAGUUGAAAUAUCCUGUAGAUUAG